CACCAUGGUCGGUGUUUUGGACCAGCAGGCCCGACCUUGGGCAACUUUUUUUUUCUGAGGCAGGCUGGUCUAGCUUGGAGCCAUCCAUGGCGCAUCGUGAACGACUGGGACGAUAAGUCGCGUGCCACAACUCGACCACACAAGGCCACUUCUAAGCCCCCUCUGCAGCAAUGGCUUCUCAGUUUCAUAUCCAGAAGCCUUACGUGCUGACUACGCUGCCGAGGCCUCUUGAUCCAGCCACCGGUGCUUAUGUUGUUGGCGAUGUAUACGGACUUGCGCCGGCAUUGAAGAAACGGAAGAGACGUCGCGCCGAAUUGACCGUGGGCAUUGACGGUGAAGCCAUAAACAUAUACGAUGUCUCAUCCUCAAGGCUCGUCACAUCGUAUCCAAUUCCACCCCAGUCGCGCUUCCCUUGUCCAGCAAGCUCGAUUCGAUUCAAGUCCGAUUCAACCAAAGAUGUAUCGCGAUACACGUACGCCGCAUUGAGUGAGUCUCGGACAAACAAAGUCACUCUUUUCAAAGAUAGCGUAGGCGAAUCGGGUAAGACGGAUCAAGUCAAUCGCUCCGUAUCACUCAGCGAAGGCCACCCCGUUGUAUGGCUUGCGCCUCUUUCAAAACCUAGAGCUACCAAUGACGCGACGAACGCCUCAUUCAAUAGCGAACUUUUGGUUGUGAGAGCAGAUGGCGAGAUAAUAGGCCUCGAUGGGGAGAGUCUACAGCAAAAAUGGGCGUCGAGUGCCCUAGCCAUGCUUCAGGAUCUUUCUGAAGAUGCAAGAACAGACUUUACCAUCGAAUACUGUCGUUCCGUCUCGGCUUCCGAAGUGGCCAAGGGUAUUUUCAAGGGAAAUAGCGAUGUAUUCAGCCUCCUCUCUGACUCUAGCCAAGAAUUGGACGAUGAAAUGGAAGUUUUGGUUCUGGUUUCCGUCUCGGGCUCAGCAGGUCAGCGUAGCCGGCAUCUCCACAUCGUUGGCCGGCUACCUUCAACAACUUCUUUACAGGGCAACCGAGGCAUUGUACAACUUCACGUUAUGCCUUUAGGGGUUGCCACAGGCAAAAAAGGAAGCUCACGAUCUUAUCGCCUUGACGCACGCAAUGGGGCUUUAUUAGAGCUUCAGAAAUACACGAUUACCAUUCAUGACUUAACAGCAAGCAUACCAAAAGUUGCAUCAACCAUGCAACUCGAGGGCACCAAUUCGUUUUUGCCACUAAGCAAGACGUCUCUCUUAUGCUCCACCAAUACCCAACUCUCCGUUUUCAAUCCAGUCUACCGAUCCCUGCAGAAUACUAUUGAUAUCGAUCUAGUAUCUCAAGGGCAGGCCUUAAAUUUGAACGAGGGUGGCUCUGUUCCGUGUCAGCUAGUCGCUUACUUCUCUCCAUUAGAGCGCGCUGUGGCGAUUGUCGGAUCUAAUUUAAUCGCCAUUCAACUAGAGGCACCUAAGAAUCGACAUGCGAAACGACGUGCUGAAGGUCUCCUUAUCGAUUCGAUCGGACGCGGCCUUCCCACAACAAAGAGGAGCUCAACUUCAUCCUCAAAAUUGCCGCCUAAGGACUCCGUCUUUUCAAAUUAUCUUCCGGGUUCGAUAAGAGGUGACUACUGGAAGAAAUGGACGGCCGAUCAAGAACAUGCCGAUUCUUUGUUAAACUCAAACGAUAUCCCUAACUUUGAAAUAUUCCUCUCUGAGAAAUUGGGUAUCAAAGUGGAAACAGCUGCCGUGCAGAACGAAGACAACACGGACGUAUCAGGAAAACCCAAUCUAGUUUGGCGUUUCCCCAAAUCACGCGCAAACUACCCGCCCGUGGACAGGAGAUGGAUCUUAUUUGCGAUAAGCCGAUCUUUUCAAUGGAAUAACGCUCUACUUGAAGAUUCAAAAGUAUCUCGCCUAAUUUUCCAGUUACCACAGAGCAACAUCUUGAACUAUCUAGUAGAUGCCGGGCAUUUGACGUUGUCGAACUUGCGAGCCGCCUUCCGGGGCAAACUCGGUGAAAAGGAAGCAACAGACAGCUUUCUCGCCGAGGAACUUGUCUCAAGACUUGCAGAGAUUGACCCGACCCUAGAACUCCUGGUAGUUUACCUAUCUGCCACUAAGCUAGGUGCUUUGGAAAUCCUCCUUGUUCUCCGGACUCUUAUGAGGAGCUUGGGGCUAGUGAAUGACCCGAAUAAGCCUCUCCCCAAACUUUUGACAAACGGGACAGCCGAGGACGCCGAGGACGCCAUAUCUGAAAAUGACACACCCGAGAAUGAGAAUAUUGGUAUGGAGCUGGAUGACCUUGAAGACGAGAUUCAGAAAACAGUGUCUUACCUUAACAAUGAGGAUGCUGGCAUCCGCGGUAGGGGCAUUAGCGCUGCCUUCACAAAGCUUGGAGCCUGCCCACAUUCUUCCGCUGUCAAGGCUCUACGAUCUACCUUCAAGCCACAAGAGAUUCUCUCCCUAAUGUACGUACUGCGAAUCGAAUUAGUUAAAGGCGGCUGGACAGAUCGUUAUCUCGAGGUGGAAUACCGCGAGAACGAAGGCGCCCCAUUCGACGCCCCUCCCGACGGCAUCAUAAAGCUCAUCGCCGACCUCCUGGGGUUCUGCCUGGACUCUCUAGGGCCGGGCGGCUGGCUCCUCAACGACGCUAUGCAGGCGGGCGACGACGCAGCGGAUUUCGUCGGCUCGCUGACGCACGAGGUCAGCGCCGCCCUCGAGGGAUUAGAAGAGAUGACGUUCCUGCGCAACUUCCUCGCCGGACCAGUCAAGUACUGCGAGGAAGUCUCGAGAAAAGCGGCAGCAGUGUCCGCCGCGGCGCCCGAUGCCAAUGCUAAGCCAAUUGCCAUCAGCAUCAAGGACCCCGCGGCCAAGACCCUGCCGCUAGGCCUCAAGCCCGCGUCCCAACAGGUCUCGAGUCACAAGGUCGGCUCGGGCGGCGAGAUCGUCCAGAGGAGUCUUAGGGAGCGGGGUCAUCUGAUUAGUCAGAAGGUGGGAUCGUAUUCCCUUGAGAGGAUUGUGAUCUAGAAAAAUGUUUUUUUUACUCUAAUAAAUGACGAUAAUGUCGGACCAAAUGAAUGAUUUGUCUUGAUCUGUUAUUGAUUGCCCUUGCUUGGUUCGGAGCCGGGAUUGUUUGGUGAAUGUACCUUGUGACAGCCAUGUGUAAUAUCCGGCCAUUGAGCGGGUGUUUAUUUAUUAUAUUACGUUUUAAAUAUGGACUUGUAGGAGGUAAGUAAGUAAGUAUUAUGUCUAUGUACAUCCACGAUGUCGUGCGUAGAAUGCCUGUCUGGGUAUUGUGCCGACUGGAUGUAUAUAUUUAUUUGGAGUCAGUGUCUAUGUAAGUAAGUACUUAAACACGGGCAAAAUACCAAGCGAUGA
Messenger RNA from Xylaria bambusicola, 3344 nucleotides. RefSeq lists its product as uncharacterized. The transcript is spliced from 2 exons. The annotation marks the transcript as partial. NCBI's taxonomy places the organism in Eukaryota, Fungi, Ascomycota, Sordariomycetes, Xylariales, Xylariaceae. The record is from RefSeq and is a predicted model, not a curated record.